Molecule: messenger RNA, 375 nt
Organism: Helianthus annuus (common sunflower)
Lineage: Eukaryota; Viridiplantae; Streptophyta; Magnoliopsida; Asterales; Asteraceae
Product: cyclin-dependent kinase F-4
Exons: 1
Coding region: 1-375 (124 amino acids)
Biological process (GO): intracellular signal transduction; protein phosphorylation
Cellular component (GO): cytoplasm; nucleus
Molecular function (GO): ATP binding; protein serine/threonine kinase activity
Source: RefSeq, a predicted model, not a curated record
AUGGAAUGCAGCCUCUACGAUCGUAUAAUCAACCAAACGAAACCCUUCUUAGAAUCUGAGAUUCGAAACAUGUGUUUUCAAAUUCUUCAAGGUGUUGCACACAUUCCCCAUCAAGGCUACGUUCACCGUGACCUUAAACCUUCAAAUCUUCUUGUUUCCAAGAAUGUGAUAAAGAUCGGUGACUUUGGUUUCACCAGCGAGUGUAGUAGUCACUCACCAUUCACCCAUAAUGUUACAACCCCUGCGUAUCGUGCCCCAGAGGUUUUUCUUGAAUCUCUGGUGUAUGAUAUUGCGGUUGAUAUAUGGGCUAUGGGUGUAAUCAUGGCGGAAUUACCCUCAAACCGUUGUUUCAAGGUUGUUCUGGAGCCGAUGUAA